AAGAAGCACACUGAUUUAUAAAUAGGACUUCUUCAGAGGACUUGCUAUCUUCAGCCCUGAUCGUGCAAUUCAGAAGUGAUUCACAGAUAACAAUGGCAACAGUUGCAUGCACCCACACUUAGUUUUUCUGCAUCCCCAUAACUCAAAUGCAAACAUCUGUCCUAGCAAGGGACCCAAAAACCCCACAGAUGACAGUGCUCCUUGCUUUCCCUCGCUCCGGUGGCUCUGGGCAAGGUUCACAGAGUGCCCCCAGUGGACCCAGCCCCUCAACUGCCCUUUUAAAGACAAACAAGGUUCUGUGGAUAGACGUGAUUUCCUUUAUUAGACGAACUAUUAGUUGGAAAAAUUGUUCUUUACAAGCUUUCGGGUACAAACACCUUUCUUCAGGCCUUUUAAAUACACUUCUUGGCUGUCCCUGAUGCUCGGCUCACGACCAGAUACAAUGCAGGCACCGCGCACAGCCCCAGUCCCACAGAAGAGCGCUGUGGGCCCGCGCCCCUACCCCAACGCCGCUCGCUCCGGGUCACAGCUGCCAUGCGAAAUCAAGAAGCCACCAGUGGCCCCAAAACCAAAAUUUGUGCUAGGACACAAAGCAACACCUCCUCCCCCUGUUGCCCCUAAGCCAGAUAUUGGGCUUUCUGGUGUUAUGCAAACAACAAGGAAAACAAAACCAGUGAUAGCGCCAAAACCGAAGGUUCUCAAGAGCUCGUCCAUUCCAGAAGUGAGGCCUCCAUCAUCUUUAAGAAAAAGCACCAAAAGCUUAGAAGAGCACAAAGGAGAUUCUUCUGAAACUCUAGAUCACCUAAACUAUAAGAAUGGAGCCCCAGGAGAAGAUACCAGGAAUACUACUUACAUCAUACCAGUGUCUUCAUGCAAUUUUGAAUGCCUUCAUAAGCUUGGGAAUGGUGAGAGUACAUGUAAAACUCAGAUAACAUUUGAACACUUUGAAAAUUUAGAGAACAUCAAACUGGGUGAACAAAAUGCAUCACCUAUGAGAAACAGGGCACAGAGUGAAAAACUGGCAAAUAGAAAUCAUGUAGUUUUAAAGGCCAAUUUCCUGGAAGAGAAACUUAAAGAUGUUUUGACACAAAGUGUAUUUCCUAAUAGCAGUCCUUUGAGGCACAGGUGUACAGAUAAACUUGAAAGGGGUAAUAACAGUGAAGUUAAAAUAGAGUUUACAGAUCUUGUACAAUCUUCUGUGUUUGAAGAAGCCACAGGUAAACAACAAAAUAACCACAAUAAGAUAGCUGCUGAUGAGUUUCAAAUGACUGAAACCUGUACUCAUUUGACUCAAAACAACUACAAUUUCUCUUGCCCGGUGGACCAAGAAAACCUGGAGAAUGUCAAAGUAAAUAGUAAUAUCGCAGUUUCGGGUGGAGUUGGUAUGAAAACAGAUGGUGAUAAACAUGCAUCUUCCCCAGAAAUAUGUUCGACGCCUAGCUUAAAAGUGCUUCCAGUUCCAAAACCAAGAAAAACACGGGCUGCAUGUCUUGUACGUCAGGAUGGCAUAGAUGCGAUAGGAGAAGCAACGAGAGAACCAGUAUGUUCAGAGGGUAAUUCCUUUGGCCCUCCUGAACACAACUUUAAGAAAACUGCAAAAAUAAAUGUUAUUAGUCAGAGUGUUUCAUAUAAUGAUCAUCUGGAAAAUGUGCAUCAGGCUGAUAAAUCUGAGAGAGUGCAUCCAGGGAAGGAACCUACUGACACUGAAGAGUUAGCUUCACAAAAUCUUGUUCCUCAGGUUCUGCAUGAAAUUUCUAACCUGGUAGAAAAUGUUGGACAUUCCUUAGACGAAGACCUUAAUUUAAUAAAUCCUGCAGAUAAAAUAACAGAUGAUGCUAGUAUGCUGGCUGCUGUGGAUAAAAGGACUAAUUUUAUAAGGGCUAAUACCCUGUCCAUGAGUUUGCCUAAGCAACUCAAAUUGGCUUGCAAUCAACACUUCCCAGCCUCCAAUAGCCUUGAUAUUUAUGCACACAAAACAGGAGAUAAAGAGAUUAAUGUAAAAGAUGAAAGUUCACCAAGGAUUGCUCCAAAAAAGCCACAAAGACACAGUAUACCCGCUGCUGGACUGCUGAAGAAAGCUGCGUCAGAGGAGCUUAUUGAGAAAAGUUCUUACGUUUCUAGUGAAGACAAAAAAUCUGGAAGUGUUCUAGAAGGAGCUCGCAUAAGGCACACAUCAGCCAAAGAACAAGACCUGUCAUCUUCCUGUGAUGUACCCAAACGUGCUUCAGAGAAACCGGUCUGGAAAUUACCUCGUCCUAUUCUGCCUUUUUCAGGCAAUCCAGAGUCAUUAAAAAUGGCCAAUAUUGCCACAAGCUACGAACUUCCAACUGCUGUGACCAAGCCCAGAGCCAAAUCUCUGUCCUCUGUGGAUAUGGAUAGAAUACAUAAGCCUUCCAAAGACCCUCAGAAGAAAAAUUCUCUGAAGAAGUUUCUCAAUAUGAAACUGUCAGUUUGCAUUAUGAAAAGUGACUUCCAUAAAUUUUUGUCCAAAGGAAGUCAGUCCCUGGAUGGUGCUAUAUCCAGCCUUUCUAUGGGGGAAGGGAACAGGGUUGGAAACAGCCAGAAUGUAGCAUUCACAGCAAAUGAAAGGAAAACUAAAUCUGCUAAGGCACAUUCUGUAGAAACGGGCAGCCCAGUAUCACAAAAGAAAAGACAUAGACACAGGAGUCAGCAUGAGACAUCAAGUAGUCAAAGGACAGCGUCUUUAGAUGAACAAAUAUUAUCUGUGGAGCAGUUAUCGCAAACAUGCUUGAAUUAUCCGCCAAGCAGUUGUGCACCAGAACAUGGAAAUGUGCCUCACUAUGAAGAUAUCCCAGAGUAUGAGAACCUACCUUUUGCUGCAGGUUAUGCUAAAAGUCCAUGUUUUGAAUGGCAGAACUCCAGCAGUGUAGAAUACCAUGGAAUACAUGUAUAUGAGGUAGAAGAACCAUAUGAAGCUACAAACAACCAUUCAAGAUGUCACAGGCCCUCAGAAGAACAUCAUGAUCAUCCCAGUGUGGCAAUGGGAGAUCUUCAGUCAGAUGAUGAGAUCAUGAACAGCUCUGAUGAAGAUGACGACACGAACUCUGAUUCCAGCAAAGGGGAACUUGAUCCUCAAGAUAAGCAGAGUAAGGCAGCUGAAAAGAAAACAAAAGUUUACCAUAUCGCUAAAGAGAUCAUGAGCUCAGAAAAAGUGUUUGUGGAUGUGCUAAAGCUCUUGCACAUUGAUUUCCGAGACGCAGUGGCACAUGCCUCCAGGCAACUUGGAAAACCAGUAAUUGAGGACAGGAUCCUGAAUCAGAUCCUUUACUACCUACCUCAGCUGUAUGAACUCAAUCGGGAUCUAUUAAGAGAAUUGGAAGAGAGACUGUCUCACUGGAUUGCUCAUCAGAGAAUUGCUGAUAUAUUUGUGAAAAAAGGACCCUACUUGAAAAUGUAUUCAACUUAUAUCAAAGAAUUUGAUAAGAACAUUGCAUUACUAGAUGAACAAUGCAAGAGGAACCCUAGUUUUGCUGCUGCUGUUAAAGAUUUUGAGAUGAGCCCUCGCUGUGCUAGUCUAGCACUCAAGCACUAUCUCCUCAAGCCAGUUCAAAGGAUUCCUCAGUACAGGCUGCUAUUGACAGAUUAUUUAAAGAAUCUUUUAGAGGAAUCUGCAGACUAUAGGGAUACUCAAGAUGCUUUGGCUGUUGUCAUAGAAGUAGCCAACCAUGCUAAUGACAUCAUGAAACAAGGCGAUAACUUUCAAAAGCUUAUGCAGAUUCAGUACAGUUUAAAUGGACACCAUGAGAUUGUACAACCAGGAAGGGUCUUCCUGAAAGAAGGAACAUUGAUGAAGCUGUCCAGGAAGGUCAUGCAGCCACGAAUGUUUUUUCUGUUUAAUGAUGCCCUGUUGUAUACAACUCCAGUACAAUCUGGCAUGUAUAAACUCAACAAUAUGCUUUCAUUGACUGGAAUGAAGGUUAGAAAACCAACCCAUGAAGCUUACCAGAAUGAGUUGAACAUAGAAAGUGUAGAGCGAUCCUUUAUUCUGUCAGCGAGUUCUGCUACAGAAAGAGAUGAAUGGUUAGAAGCCAUUUCUAGGUCAAUUGAAGAAUAUACGAAGAAGAGAAUCACUUUUAACCCUAGCAGAAGUCUUGAAGAGACAGAUCCAGAAAAAGAGGAGGAGGAUAGUCCUCUUGGAUCAAAGGCUCCUAUCUGGAUUCCAGAUACCAGAGCCACUAUGUGCAUGAUCUGUACAAGUGAAUUCACAUUGACCUGGAGAAGGCAUCACUGCAGAGCAUGUGGAAAGAUUGUUUGUCAGGCCUGUUCAUUAAAUAAACAUGGCUUAGACUAUAUGAAAAACCAACCAGCAAGAGUAUGUGAUCAUUGCUUCAGAGAACUACAGAAACAAGAUAACCAGUGCACUCCAAAGAGUGGAUCUCCAGUGACCCAUAAAUCUCCAUCCAGUGCCUUGUCAACAGUAUUGCAUAGUAUUCCAUCUGGAAGAAAACAGAAAAAGAUUCCUAUACAAGAUUCUUUUAUUGCUUUGUCUCCUUAUUGCCUGUGGAAAGAGGGAACUCUAGAAGAAACUGUGUGGAAGGUUUCAGCAAAUACAGAAGACUCCACGAUGAGUGGUUAUUUAUAUAGAUCUAAGGGCAGCAAGAAACCAUGGAAACACCUUUGGUUUGUCAUUAAGAAUAAGGUGCUAUACACAUAUGCUGCCAGUGAGGAUGUAGCUGCAUUAGAGAGUCAGCCUUUACUGGGAUUCACAGUCACUGAAGUAAAGGAUGAGAACUCAGAUUCUAAAGUCUUCCAUUUGCUGCACAAAAACACUUUAUUUUAUAUAUUCAAAGCUGAUGAUCCCCAUUCAGCUCAAAAGUGGAUAGAAGCUUUUCAAGAAGGCACUGUAUUGUAGUGACUUCAACACCAUCUCACCGUCUAAAGGAGCAAAAUGUUGAAGUAUGAUAAUAAACAGAGUAUAGCAACUCUGUUUAAAAAGAAUAUGGAAUUCUGCUAGAAUCAACCUAAACAAAAUUGUAUAUUUAUCAAAAUUAGGGAAGUUGUUGCCUUUUUUUUAGGUGUAAGGUCAUAUUUUUUUAAAGAAAUGUGUGUAUUUGUUUUUCAUACGAUGUGCUAUUUAUUAAAUUCCAAUGUUUACUUAAUGGUCAGAAUCAUUUCUGAGAUUCAUAUGAAAUUCCAAAGUGCCCUUGUGUUUAGAAUAGUGGAUAGCUUUGUCAGAGAACUGUUAGUAAGUUUAUAACAAACCACAAAAAAAACCCAAACCAUGCAUGAACACACACACAUACUACACUCUUUGCUGCAGCAUAUCUUUUGUGCAGUUCUUGAAUUGCUGAUACACAUUUGCAAUUUAACAAUAAAAGUUAAAAAACAAAAAACCGCCGACAUUUCAAAAGUGGUUAUAUGUAGACACUUGUUCAGUUACAUUAACUCUUUUGAGAAGAAGUCAUUUAGCUGAGAUGCUGCUCUUUAAGAGUCUCAGUCCCAUGGGACACUGCUGUUGAUCCAUACAGCCACUUUCUACAUCAUGUAGGCCCUGAAAAUUAAGGCUGCUACUUUGUAUAAGCUUCUGUAACAGAAGCAAACAUUUCUAAUAAGGUAUUGCCUCAGUUAUUAAAGGAAGAGGAAAGGAGGAAAAAAUCAAUGUAUCUUUCUUUGUUAUGUAGCCUACAGUUCUUGAACUUAUGUACCACAGCUGUUAUCAAAUUGUGGAUGCCAAAGGUAUAUUAAUGUAUUGUCUAACAAGAAAUGGCAAGGGAAAUUCUUUCAAAUUUCAGUAGGAUUAUAAAGCACAGCCAAAUAUUCAUUUUUUUGGUAUGUGGGUGAAAGAUGAAACCUCUUACCACCAAUUGUUUCAAAAGCCAUUUGAUGCCAUUGCCAGUUCCAUUUUUAAAUGAUGGGUCUGAAUAUUUUGAAAACUGAAAAUAUUAUACAUAUAACUAUUUAAACUGAAAUCAUCAUAUCAAGAAAGCACAAUAAUUUUAGUGAAAGUGACUUUAAAAAUGUGUACCAUUCAUUUUAGUGCCCUUUGUUCACACUAUUGGGUAACUUCUGCUUGACACUUUAAACUCCAGUCUUCCAGCUGUGUGUGUGAUGGGUGGUUUUGUUGUUGUUUGGGUGUGUUUGUUUGGUUUUUUUUAAAUUGUCAGUACACCUCAUUAGGAAACCCUUAUACUGAUUUUUUUUUUUCCCUGCAUAUAUGCUAUUUAUUUUUUUUAAACUGUGUGUCUCUGUGUAUAACAUGAAUGGAACUAACACUAUGAAAAAUCAAGAAAAGCCCAGGGGAAUAGUAUUUACAUAUAAAAUAGGAAGCUUGUGUAUAGCCAUCCAGUUCAUUUUUACUGUGUGUAAACCUAAAAAGAAAAGAUCAUCUGGAUGAGUGUGGGUUUUGGUAAUGGUAUUAAGAACUGUCCUUUUGGUUGUUGAUUCAAAUCUAUGCCAAUAGGUAGCUGAUGGAUAUUACCAAUUAUGGCCUUAUUUACAAAAGGGAAUUUUAGAAAAACCUUCUCCCUUGAUUUAUUAGUUCUCCUGUAGCAGUGGGAGUCCUAAUAUAGACAUGGCUUUGUAAACUCCUGAUGUGAUUACCAGCGUGUUGAUUAAAGCUCCAGUUCAGGACAGUUUUUAAAGUUGUGACUAAUUUUAAGAAUCUGAGCGCUACCUCCCCAACCAAUUUUGAUAGGAUUGAUCGCAUGCUUGAAGAUAGGCCCAUAUUUAAACAUCUUGAUGAGUCAAGGACUUAACUGGAUUUGACUGAUUUAAUGGUAAAAUGCUAGAAGCUUUUAUCUGUCCUAUAGCUUCUACUUGAUGAAGAUGAACUGAUGGCAGUGCUAGUGGAAAUUUUGUCUUUGCAAAGAUCCCAUAAUAUAAAACAGCUUAUAUCCAAAGGUUUUCUCUGUGAAAUGAACUGGUGGAUUCGCUCCGGUUCCCAGUAUGUGGAUAAUAUCACAAAAUAUAGGACCAGAAAUAGCAGCCAGUGGUCAUAACAGAGGAGCUAGAAACAUGGAAGCUAAUAUAAUUUCUUCCUUCUUGGUAGUACUCCUUCAAGAUUAAGACUAAGAUGUAUGCAUUGGGCAACUGUAGGGAUGUUUGUGUUGUUACAGUUCUUGUUCUGUUGGUAAAAGGUUUAGAGUAAUAAUUCAGCAAUGUACUUGAAUAUAUUCCUAACUUUUAGUGCACAAGUAGUUUCAUUGAUUUCAGUGCAUGAAUAGUUCCACUGACUUCAACAGAACUGAAAACUAAAAUAAAUCCAGUACAGAAAGGAAACUGAUUAAGUUUCAGUGUAUGUUUGUGUGUCACUCCCUCACUACAAAACAACCAACCAAAUGAAGUCAAUACACAGCAAGGAAUAUGGUGCAUGUAUCCUGCUUGAUAGGGUUUUACACCUGGCAGUAUCGCCUGAUCUGCUAUAUACCUCUGACUUGAUGCAGAGUAAAAGAACAUCUUCCAUGAGUUAUUGCUGAGGCAGUUGAGUGAAUCCAG
Messenger RNA from Alligator sinensis (Chinese alligator), 7455 nucleotides. It is a transcript of the gene FGD6, whose product is annotated as FYVE, RhoGEF and PH domain containing 6. The transcript has 23 exons. Lineage: Eukaryota; Metazoa; Chordata; Crocodylia; Alligatoridae. Gene Ontology annotation, biological process: regulation of GTPase activity. Gene Ontology annotation, cellular component: cytoplasm. Bases 419 to 4873 code for a protein of 1484 amino acids. Gene Ontology annotation, molecular function: metal ion binding; guanyl-nucleotide exchange factor activity. The record is from RefSeq and is a predicted model, not a curated record.